This is a messenger RNA of Auxenochlorella protothecoides, 2031 nucleotides long. Its product is annotated as putative serine/threonine-protein kinase. The record is from RefSeq and is a predicted model, not a curated record. Lineage: Eukaryota; Viridiplantae; Chlorophyta; Trebouxiophyceae; Chlorellales; Chlorellaceae. The coding region runs from base 1 to 2031 and encodes 676 amino acids. Gene Ontology annotation, biological process: protein phosphorylation. The transcript is spliced from 11 exons. Gene Ontology annotation, molecular function: protein kinase activity; ATP binding.
AUGGACGGCCCCGACUCCCCCUUUGCGGAUGCCACCCUGCCGGGUGUGACCCCCUUUGAUCGCGGGGAUGAUGGCCCCAACACUCGGGACACUCGCGAGCAUGUUGGACCAGCUACAGUCCCCAGGACCUCCCCAAGCCCGGGUCUGCACAUGCCUCUGCAGCUGGGGGGUGCUGCCAGCAUCAGCAUCCUGAGCCCCUUCAUGCAGUCCCAGCCCGCCUCCUACGUGCGAUCUGCCAAUGGAGAGUGGAAGGCCCUGGACACGCUCGGCGAGGCCAGCGAGGAGACCCUGUCCCCCCGCACGUCGGUGCAGCCCCCCGAAUACCCGUCGUUGCCCUCCGAGGAAGCCUCCCGGCGCGGCCCCAGCACCGACGCCUCCCAGACCAUCUGUGUGCCGGAGGCGCGUCCACGAGGCGUGCCGGCCCAGUGCCAGGACACCCCCUUCCCACGCGACGCUGCUCCCUCACGGGAGGCCAGCAUGCACGGCGAGUCAACCCCCAGCGCGGCGCCCCCCCCCGCCAUCACGACGCAGCCACGGGAGGUGCCGCAGAAAGGGAGCGGCAAGCGCGAAGCCAAGGGCUCCUGGUCCUUCCCCAGCGCCGCGACCUCGGGGGCGGUGCAGCUGGACGGGCCGCGCCUGGCCCCGGCGAGGACGGUCCGAGUUCUGGUGACAACCAGUCCGGCGAUGGCCCCGGACCCCGGCGCCCCGGGGACGGAGGCCUCCCUGAGCCGCGAGUUCACGCGCCUGGUGGCCCUGCCCUUCACCACGUCGCGCGCAGAGCUGCUGCGCAACUGCCUGGCGGUGUUCACGAUGCGGUACCGCCUGCCGCAGGACCCCGACACGCUGGUGGAUCUGGUCGACGACGCCGACGUGGCGGCGAUGUGGGACGAGCUGGUGGACAAGAACGCGGGCCUGGCGGACGCGGGGCUGGCCCCCACCAAGCUCCACCUCUUCCUGUCCUCGCGCUGGGGCUGGGUGCGGCCCUCCGAGUCGGAGUCGGACGAGGUUGGCCUCUGCGUCCCGCCCACCCUGGGCAGCUCCAUGGGCUCCGCGGCGGACACCGCGGACGACGAUGACGACCUGGCCUCCGGGCCGGUGGCCGCGCCGGGGGACGUGUGGCUGUCCAGCAUGCUGGGCGCCGGGACCUACGGCGACAUGUACCGCGGGCGCUGGCGCGACUGCGACGUGGGCGUCAAGGUCAUCAACCCCGCGCUCAUGGGCAUGGAGCGCGCGGGGCGGCGCGACUGGCUCGACUUCCUCGCGGCGCGCGCCGAGAUGGUCAGCCUGCGCCACCCCAACCUGGCCGAGGUCUACGGCUUCGCCCACCAGCGCCUGCCGGGGCGCCUGGUGCGCGGGCCGGCCGUCAUCAUGGAGUACGUGUCGGGGCGCAGCAUGGGCACCGCGCUGCACCGCCGCGACGACGUCGUGGCGGGGCGCCAGCACCGCCUGCGCUUCCUCCUCGACACCGCGCGCGCCAUGGAGUACCUGCACGCCAAGGGCGUCACCCACUUUGACCUCAAGUCCUCCAACAUCCUGCUGGGCUGGCGCGGGCGGCGCCCCGUGGCAAAGGUCUGUGGGUACGGCAUGUCGCGGCACAGCCACGUGGGAACGCACGCCCCAAUGCCCAGCAGCCAUGGCGUCCUGCCCUGGACGGCGCCGGAGAUCGUCAGGGCGCCGGAGACCAUGUCGGCCAAGGUGGACAUCUAUUCGUUUGGCAUCGUGAUGUGGGAGGCGCUGACCAUGGCCGCGCCCUUCAAGGACGACCUGUCUGCCUACCUGCUCCGCCUGGUGAACACCCGGGAUGUCAUCCGGCCGCCCGUGCCAGGACUGGACGGCGAGCUGGGCAGCGUGGUCGAGCCUGGGCCUGGCUGGAUCGCGCUGAUGCAGGAGUGCUGGGCGGAGGACCCCGCGGCCCGGCCCGACUUCCCCACCGUCGUGGACAGGCUGCGCAGGAUCGCAGGCAGGGCGCGCGCCGAGGAGGCCGCCGCCAAGCAGGCAGGGCCCCUGAGCCCCCGGGCAGAGCGCGACUGA